AUGGGAGGUGAAACGGAAGAAAAUUACAUCAUUCCCAAAUGUGCAAACACUAACGAUUCCGGCACGGUAAAAUUCUUCAGAGUUCCUACGGCUGGAAACAAGUUCUUCGAAAAAUGGUGCCAAUUUAUGAAGCUGGCUGCCCGCGGAGAUGAGAAAAUUUGCCAGGCUCACUUUCAACCAAGGGAUUUUAUUCAAAAAGUGCGUCGAGUCCUCACAGAAAACGCAUUUCCAACACAAUGCAUUCUGGAACAAAAUCCUGCCAUCAAAAGUAGCCGAGGAUGUUGCGUUGCCGGGUGCCGAACAAAAUCUACUGCCUACCUCAUUCCGUUUCCUCUAAAACGUCGACACAAGCAAUUGACGUCUUGGAAGAAAUCGUUGAAAAUGAAUCCUUGUGAAACCGUUACUGGCCUGAGAAUCUGCCAGCGUCAUUUUAAGGAUACUGAUUUUGUAACAGUGAAAUCAUCGUAUCUUAAGCCAAAUGCUGUGCCUAGCCGCAGGGUCAAGAAGCUCGUUAAACGUCCCCAGCGCGUAACCCUAAGAACCGAUCCUUUGCCGCCACAUUUGAUGGAUCAUGCUUACUUCCAAAAUCGAUUUAAGCCAAAUAGCAACCGAAUGUGUGCAGUUUAUGGAUGCAACUCUCGUGCUGGUAACGGUGUUGUUUUGCACAGUUUUCCGUCCAAAUCUGAUAUGCGGUAUACUGCCUGGAUUUCCACAUUGAAGUUUGGAAAAACUCCAUCGAAAAACGCCAAGGUUUGCAGUAAUCAUUUCACGCGAUCUAACUAUCGUACAGUUCACGUAAUGGAUGAAAGUGAACAAUAUGAUGAUGGAACAGCAGGUGAAACUGUCAACAGCACGGAUUAUCGAUUGGAAAAGGAGUCAAUUGCUGUUAACAGUGUGAUCCAAGAGCUUAAAACCAGCGACAUAAUUCUUUCCGAUUUACUGAUUACAGAUCAGGAUGUCAAUACAUGGACUAGAAUACCAACUUUUGCUGUUUUACAAGAGUUGUGCUAUUCUGUCAAUAAGUUAGAGACGGUAUAUCCUAAAAAAAAUGUGAUGCACUGCACUGAUAGUGUUAUUUUAACUAUGACCAAGAUCAAACAGAACUUAUCGUUUGCGACCUUAGGUACCCUUUUUCGUAUACAUCCAUCAACCGUAGCAAAAUAUUUUAGCCAUACUGUGCAUAUGUUGGGGCAGAUUCUCGCUACAUUUGUGUAUAUGCCGGAGAAAAGUGAAAUCAGGAAAAAUAUACCGUUGUGCUUCAGGGAUAAUUUUGAAAAUGUAACCAUUAUCCUUGACUGCACGGAUGUUCCAAUAGCAACUUUAAAAUGCCUUAAUUGUAGAAUAUCUACCUACUCGCAUUAUAAAUCUGUGAGAACAGUAAAGUUUUUAGUGGGAGUUACUCCAGCGGGUCUUAUUUCAUAUUACAACGACAAGUUUUAA
Molecule: messenger RNA, 1440 nt
Organism: Ochlerotatus camptorhynchus
Lineage: Eukaryota; Metazoa; Arthropoda; Insecta; Diptera; Culicidae
Exons: 5
Coding region: 1-1440 (479 amino acids)
Source: RefSeq, a predicted model, not a curated record